AUGCUGACCGCAGGCCGGUCAUUGACUUUCUGGAUAUACCGAGCCUCUGUCUUUUUGGCUCUCGGCCAAAAUGCGCUCUCCAACGCGACCGCACAGCCGCCCUCGAACGGCGCGCAGGCUGCUCCUCCCACGACACCGGUGACAACAUGUCCGACGAGGAGUACUUGGCAGACGGAGGCGGAGCUCUUCAACCUACCGCCGUGCCUAGAGACGCGCUGGGGGCCAGGUCGCGAUAUGUAUCUUGCUUCAACAAUACCCGAUCCAAAUGCGACAGCCAACGAUCCGGUCGUUAAUUCAACUGCAGUCUCGAGCGGGGCAUCUGAAGAGACAGCGAAAACGACCUCAGACCAGAUCGCAGAACAAGACCAAGACACAGACUCGCUAUUGGACAGCGCUAGUUUCCUCUCAUUUGAGGACUGGAAGAAACAGAACCUAGCGAAGGUUGGACAAUCAGCGGAGAAUGUUGGAGGGAGCAGACGUGCCGCUGCCGCUGGAAAGGAAGACCGUCGGCAGCCGGCAGGAAUCCAUAAUGCUUUAGAUUCGCUGGGCGACGAUUCCGAGAUCGAGUUGGACUUUAGUGGGUUCGGCGCUGAGACGCCCGAGGCUAGUCCUACCGCUUGGGACUCGCAUAUUCCGUCGCGCGACGCCGGGCAGGCGGGAAAUGCGGAUCGAAAAGGCGAGGGGGACUCACACGGGCAGGGUGCGCUUCAGAGAGAUGCGUCGCGCCGUAAGGAUGCUGGCACUACUUGCAAGGAGCGAUUCAACUAUGCUUCCUUUGACUGCGCGGCUACAGUGCUGAAAACAAAUCCCGAGUGCAAGGGUUCGUCUUCUGUGCUCAUUGAGAAUAAGGACAGCUAUAUGCUCAAUGAGUGUCGCGCCAAGAACAAAUUUCUUAUCCUAGAACUGUGCGAUGAUAUCCUGGUUGAUACAAUUGUUCUUGCAAACUAUGAGUUUUUCAGCUCUAUCUUCCACACGUUCCGCGUGAGUGUUUCGGAUCGGUAUCCCGCAAAGCCGGACCAGUGGAAAGAACUUGGGGUUUAUGAGGCACGCAACACUCGUGAGGUGCAAGCUUUCGCAGUAGAGAACUCGCUUAUCUGGGCUCGAUACCUUCGAAUUGAGUUCCUCACGCACUAUGGACAUGAGUUUUUCUGCCCUGUCAGCUUAAUUCGAGUGCAUGGUACCACCAUGAUGGAAGAGUACAAGCAUGGAGAAAACUCUGAACGCGCCGAGGUUGAGGAGUUGGAGGCCAGUGAAGCUAAUCAGCUUCCCGAAGAUUUGGAAACCAAGCCCGUCAAGGUGCCGGUCGAGGAAGUUGUUCCUGCGGUAGAACCUAGCCUUGCAGUGGAUGAAGUUUGUCCGAACCCUCUAUCAGAGGCUGUGUCGCCCUUUGUGAAGCUCAAUGAUGUAUGUGGUAUUAAUGAUGGGCUGCCUGUCACAACUCCAUCGCCGUCCGGCACAACGGCUCAGACCAAUCUGCCGCCGAAACAGAACUCUACUGUUGCGGCUGGAGGCAGUUCCUCCGAGAUCAAUGUCGGACCAUCUGCUCCGCCAAAAGCCGAGGAUACUCGAAAGCAGGGUGAACCUGCCAAACAUAGCGUGACUCCUCCAGAUGCCUCAACCAUAUCCUCGGAGCCUGCUCAGCAGAACACCACAUCCGAGACCUUAGGGAAAGCCACAGCCAACCCCAAAGAGGAGCAGAACGUUCCUCCCCCAGAGUCGAUGAGACCUACAAACACUCAACCGCCAUCGGCAAACCCCACGACCCAAGAAUCCUUCUUCAAAUCUGUCCACAAGCGGCUCCAGAUGCUUGAGUCGAACUCCACCUUGUCUCUUCUUUAUAUUGAGGAGCAAUCUCGCAUCUUGCGUGAUGCCUUCAACAAAGUUGAGAAGCGGCAGCUAGCGAAGACAUCGACCUUCCUCGAAAACCUAAACGUAACUGUUCUCAACGAAUUGAAAGAGUUCCGCGAGCAGUACGACCACGUCUGGAAGUCUGUUGCUCUGGAAUUUGAGCACCAGCGCAUGCAGUACCACCAAGAAGUACACUCUCUCAGCAGGCAGCUCGGUGUCCUUGCCGACGAAUUGGUUUUCCAAAAGAGAGUCACCGUGAUUCAGAGCAUCAUGGUCCUCUGCUGCUUUGCCCUCGCCCUAUUCUCCCGAGGCUCGGGAAGCAACUAUAUGGAAUUCCCUGCCGUUCAAAGAAUGGUCACUCGAUCCUACAGUCUACGGUCUUCAUCUCCACCUUUUGCCUCUCCAUCACCUAGUCCGGGGUCGACACGUCCAACUUCGUCUUCAUACCGUGAGAACAAAGGCCAUCGCCGAAACCUGUCUGACUCGUCCGACCAAGAUAGCCCCGGUAGUCCAACCGGGGCCUAUUCCCCACCGACUCCCACGUCUUCUUCUCCAACAGAAAGAGACGCGGAGGAGACAGAGAAGGCGGAAGAACCUGCCUCUCCCGAGUCUCUGUCUUUGCCUACUCUGGCGACACCACAGCCCCGUUCUCAUAGUACGCCACCUGUAUUAAAUGGGCGACCUGUUGAUCUGGAUAUGGAUACAUCGGCUGAUGUUGAUCUGGUUACCGAUAAUGCACGGUCGCCUGAGCUGUGA
This is a messenger RNA of Penicillium coprophilum, 2604 nucleotides long. Its product is annotated as Sad1/UNC domain protein. The transcript has a single exon. The record is from RefSeq and is a predicted model, not a curated record. Gene Ontology annotation, biological process: protein folding in endoplasmic reticulum. NCBI's taxonomy places the organism in Eukaryota, Fungi, Ascomycota, Eurotiomycetes, Eurotiales, Aspergillaceae. Gene Ontology annotation, cellular component: cytoplasm; membrane. The coding region runs from base 1 to 2604 and encodes 867 amino acids.